AUGUCGAACGCCUCUCAUGACCGAGAUUCCUCGCCUUCCGACUUCGACGACCCAAACCUCGACAAAGAUGCUGUUGAAUUUGAGGAUGAUUCACCUUAUCCAGAGGUCCGUUCUGCUGUGGCCAACACCGACGACCCGUCCAUGCCUUCCUCGACUGUCCGGGCGUGGGUCAUUGGUGUAAUUUGGGCUAUCAUUAUUCCUGGCAUGAACCAGUUUUUCUUCUUCCGCUAUCCAUCCGUUAGUGUUGGCAGCUAUGUCGCGCUACUCAUUUCUUUCCCCAUCGGCCGUGCAUGGGAGCGUUUCGUACCCAAGGUCAAGAUUUUUGGACACGCUAUCAACCCAGGCCCCUUCACCGUCAAGGAGCAUGUUUUGAUUACUAUUAUGGCAAGCGUUGGUGCAUCAUCAGCGUACGCGACUGAUAUUAUCGCUGUACAACGUGUAUACUACAAUCAGGAAUAUAACUUCGGAUAUCAAUGGAUGGUCGUUAUGAGUACACAAAUUGCAAGUAGAUUUAUCGGAUUUUCUAUCGGUGGUAUCCUGCGCCGCUUCUUAGUGCAGCCUCCCUCUAUGAUCUGGCCUACAAACCUCGUCACUUGCGCGUUGUUCAACACUUUACAUCAACAGGAAUAUGCAGGUAUCGGAAACCGUGGUGGUAUACGCCGUGAACGCUUCUUCACUUAUGUGUUCUUGGGCUCGUUUACCUGGUACUGGUUCCCGGAAUACAUAUUCCAGGCCCUGUCUUACUUCAACUGGGUCUGCUGGAUCGUCCCCAACAAUGUCGUCAUCAACCAGCUAUUCGGCUACUCGAGUGGCUUGGGUAUGUCCUUGAUUACGUUCGAUUGGGCGCAAAUUUCCUACAUUGGAUCACCCCUGGCAACCCCUUGGUGGGCGGAGGCAAACAUUGCCGUCGGCUUCGUCUUCUUCUUCUGGAUAUUGACUCCCAUCUUGUAUUACACGGACACGUGGUAUAGCUCAUACAUGCCUAUGUCGUCGAGAACCUCGUUCGACCGGUACGGAAACAGCUACAAUAUUACUGCUAUCAUCAACUCCGACGCAUCUCUCAAUGUCGAGAAGUAUGAGGCAUAUAGCCCGCUCUUCUUGUCAACAACCUUCGCCAUGUCCUACGGUCUCUCAUUCGCGUCAAUUACCUCCAUCAUCACGCACACUUUCCUGUACUUCCGCAAGCAGAUUUGGGUGCAGUCUCGCCGCUCUAUGAGUGAGCAACCGGAUAUCCACGCAAGAUUGAUGUCAAGGUACCGCCAAGUUCCAGAAUGGUGGUACGCGACGCUGUUGCUUUCAAUGUUCGUCUUCGGUAUUGUAGCAAUCGAGGUCUGGCGCACGCAAUUCCCCGUCUGGGCGUUUGUUCUCAGCCUGAUUAUUGCAUUUGUAUAUUGUGUUCCCGUUGGGAUGAUCCAAGCUAUCACGAACCAGCAGCUUGGUUUGAAUGUUAUUACAGAGCUUAUUAUCGGUUAUGCAUUACCAGGACGCCCGAUUGCGAUGAUGAUGUUCAAGACGUGGGGAUAUAUCACUAUGUACCAAGCGCUGCAGUUCGCCUCCGACUUCAAGCUUGGGCACUACAUGAAGAUCUCGCCCCGCCCGAUGUUCUGGUGCCAAGUAGUGGCGACUGUCAUCGCGGGCACCGUGCAGCUCGGAGUGCAGGCGUGGAUGUUCACUAAUAUCCCCGAUAUGUGUUCUCCCACUCAGGAGAAUGGCUUCAUCUGCCCCUCAACCGAGGUCUUCGGCACAGCAUCCUUCAUCUGGGGUGUGAUUGGUCCUGCCCGCCAAUUCUCCAAGGGACAAAUUUACUACGGCUUGGUGUGGUUCUUCCUGGUAGGCGCAGUCUGUCCGGCCGUCGCGUGGGCCAUCUCGCGGAGGUGGCCGAACUCGUUCAUCAAAUAUGUCAACUUCCCCGUCAUCUUCAGCGGAACGGGUGCGAUUCCCCCCGCUAGUGCCGUCAACUAUGUCCCGUGGGCCAUCGUCGGGUUUAUCUUCAACUAUGUCAUCCGCAGGCGUCACUUCUCCUGGUGGACCAAGUACAAUUACGUCCUGUCUGCCGGCCUCGACUCGGGCGUGGCUGUUUCCAUUAUCGUCAUCUUCUUCUGCCUCCAGUAUCCGCUGAAAGGACAGAUUGGGAUCAACACAAUCCAGACAUGGUGGGGUAAUACGGUCUCCUUCGACAAUGCCGACGGCAGGUCUGCCAGCUGGAAGACCAUUCCGACGGGAGGAUCAUUCGGCCCGUCCUCUUGGUCAUGA
Molecule: messenger RNA, 2253 nt
Organism: Fibroporia radiculosa
Lineage: Eukaryota; Fungi; Basidiomycota; Agaricomycetes; Polyporales; Fibroporiaceae
Exons: 20
Coding region: 1-2253 (750 amino acids)
Biological process (GO): transmembrane transport
Molecular function (GO): oligopeptide transmembrane transporter activity
Source: RefSeq, a predicted model, not a curated record